This is a messenger RNA of Ostrea edulis (European flat oyster), 732 nucleotides long. RefSeq lists its product as uncharacterized. The transcript has a single exon. Bases 1 to 732 code for a protein of 243 amino acids. NCBI's taxonomy places the organism in Eukaryota, Metazoa, Mollusca, Bivalvia, Ostreida, Ostreidae. The record is from RefSeq and is a predicted model, not a curated record.
AUGAAGGCUUUUCGUAUGGACGACUUGGAAAAGAAUUUGAAAAACUUUAACGUUUAUGAAACCUUACCUGUUCAGCACAACUUGGGGAUGAUUUGGGAUUUGAACAAAGAUAUGUUUAUGUUUCAAAUUGCGGACAAUGAAAAGCCACUAACUAAACGAGGACUGCUAUCAACAAUGAACAGUUUAUUUGAUCCCUUGGGAUUCAUUUCACCUGUGACAAUCAGUGGUAAAAUACUCCAGCGUGAACUUGUACCAUCUGGAAGUGAUUGGAAUGAACCACUAUCUAACGACAAUAUCAACCAAUGGAGAUCUUGGCUAGAUGCUUUACAGUCUAUGAACGGUUACCAUGUUCCACGUAUGAUCGUACCUACCUCAGUUUCUACUGCACAUCAUGUUGAUGUUCAUGUAUUUUCUGAUGCCUCCGAGCAGGUAAUAGCUGCUGUAGCGUACCUUAGAGUGAUCUGUGAAUCUGGAGAUUCGUCUGUAGGAUUCCUCAUGGACAAGUCCAAGUUUGCACCCCCCAAAGGUCAUACCAUUCCCAGAUUGGAAUUAUGUGGAGCAGUGUUAGCCACUGAAGUAGAAGCUAUAUCAACUUACUUGAGUACCGGUAUAUCUUUGGACCGUUUUCAUUACUACACGGAUAGCAAAGUAGUUCUAGGAUAUAUCUCGAACACUACCCGGAGAUUCUUCAUGUAUGUCAGCAACAGGGUGGAAAAGAUCCAUAGAAUCUGA